Culex pipiens pallens (northern house mosquito) is the source of this 4551-nucleotide messenger RNA. Its product is annotated as nuclear receptor coactivator 6. The transcript has 7 exons. The coding region runs from base 381 to 3944 and encodes 1187 amino acids. Gene Ontology annotation, molecular function: cell adhesion molecule binding. Gene Ontology annotation, cellular component: extracellular matrix. The record is from RefSeq and is a predicted model, not a curated record. NCBI's taxonomy places the organism in Eukaryota, Metazoa, Arthropoda, Insecta, Diptera, Culicidae. Gene Ontology annotation, biological process: extracellular matrix organization; cell adhesion.
CCGUCAGUUCUGGUGGGAACUUUGCUACGAGUGGUAGACGAAGACCGAGUUGUCUCCGGGUGUUGAAGAAAUUUUGCAAGUGCCUCAGUGGAUUGUCGGAUCGAAGGGAGAGUGUCCUUGGAGAGUGUCCCUUUUGGAAGAUGCGCUGAAGAAGGUCGAUUAAAGAAGCCGGAAUUUGAUAGAUUACUUGGAAGGAAUUCAACGUGACAAGUGGUAUUGAAGUGACAGGAUCGGGAUAUCCAAUUGAAAGAGUGAAACGUGUUCAAAGAAGUGCAAAAGAUCCUGAAGUCCGUUGUGACCACCAAAAGUGAAACCCAUUGGAAACCGUUGAAGUCCUUCUACUUCUCCAAGUGAAUACAGUGCUUCCCCGAGGUUCCACCAUGAGACGUUUGAUCCUGCUGUUCGUGGGCUUCCUGAUAACAGGUGUGCUGUCCCAGGGAUUCCUGUCGCCGCCUCCUCUCAGACCGGUAAAUUCGAAAAUCCAGCGACGACAGUUGACACAGCAACAGCUCUCACAACAGCAGCAGACACACAUCUUGAGCGACAUCCAGCAGCACCAGCACCGGUUCAACCUGCACCAAGGUCAACGACCACCGUCAAACGUGAUCAUCCAGCCCUCAAUUCAGCUGCCUGUUCCGUCGCAGCAGCUCUCCCAGCUCAACCAGCGGCCAUUUUCGAACUCGAACAACCCCUUCCAAUCCCCACCCGUGUUGCCACCCCAGUUCAACGGCAAGCAGCUGCCCCCGCAGUUACCCCCUAACAAUUUCAGACCUCCCCAAUCAAGCAGACAACCACACAGCGGCUUCGGAGCUCAACCAGACACACGAAUUCCACCACCACCACGAUCCGUACAGAACACGUUUCAGCCAUCUCAACAGCAAUUCUUCGGUGGGCCUCUGCCUAACCAACCCUUCGUGAAUGGCGGUCCCAUCACUUCUUCCGUCCAAAGUCCUUUCCUACAACCCCCAGCCUUCCCCGCACCACAACAGUCCCCACAGUCCCAGCAACCUCCACAACACUCCCCCCAGGUACGCUUCCCAGCAUCCUCCCCCAAUAGCCAUGCUCCUCAAGCCCAAGCACUCUUCCAGGCACCUCCCCAGACACAACAGUUCCAACCCGCCCCACAGGCCACGUUCGGUCAGCCGAUCGUGCAGCAACCCUUCGACACCAACCACAUUCGCUCCGAAGUCGUUCCACUCAACCAACAGCCACUACAGACUUCCAACUUUAACCCAUUCGCCAACCAACAACAACAACAACAGCAACAACAGUCAUUCAACAGCUUCCCACCAGCACAAAACUUGCCGGUGUUCGCACCCACACAAACUCUAAACUCGCAACCCGGGGUCUUCCCGCAAAUCCAACCGGCCGCGGCCCACAUCUCGCAGCAGCAAACGCAGCUGAGCUUCCAGCAGCAACAGGAGCUGGAGAACCGUCUCAAGGAGGAAAGCGUACGCAUUCGCGAACUCCAGGAAAAGCAAAAGAUCAUCCAAAAGCACGAACAGUUCCUCCAGAAGCAGUACCAGAAGCAGCAAGCCAAGGUCCAGCAGCUGCACCAGGAAUUCCUGAAGAAGCAACAGAACAUCAUUCAGCAACAGCAAGAUUACGAAACGAUCCGAAAGACUCCUACCGUCGGCUUGCAGGCACUACCUUCCGAGCGAACGGUGUACGAAAAGGCCACCAAAGCCUACCAGAAGCCUAGUCCAACGACCACCACCGCUUACUCCACGACCACCCAGCGAAACCUUGCCGUGAUCCCACUAAAGUCCAACAGCAAGAAGGACUACAGCACCAUCUCCAAGACCGAUCUGGACGCACUGCUGCAAUCAAACCGCUUCCAAACCGUACGAACGGAGUCGCCCAAACCGACCAAGGCUCGUCCACCGAAGGCCAAGUCCACGAAGGCGCUCGGUCGCGAUGAACUGCUCAAGCAGCUGAAGCUGGCUUUGGCUGAGCAGGGUCCGCAAGAAUUAGGCAACAGGAACUUUAGCGCCACUGAUUUGGUCCUUCCCAAUGGGGAGAAGGUGCAGGUUAUCCGUACCACCGAUCCGGAGAUUAUCAAGCGUGCCAACGUAAACUCGGAAGCUGUGCUGACGCAGCAGCUUGACACUCCUACCACUGCGAAGCCGCUUUCGUUCGAAGAUAUCGCAAAGAGCGGUAUUCUCCCACCUGGUGCUGACUUUGAGCUGAUCAAGCAGAGCGAGGAUGGUCAAAUUGAAGAUAUUGGUAAGAUUCCUCCGCAGAAGAAGGUCACUUUUGUGUAUCUGGAAGAGCAAGAUGACGGAUCGUACAAGGUUCAAGGAGUUAAGGGUAGUGCGGAUAAGGAGACCAAGACUUCUGGAGCCGAUGUCGACAGCAUUCUGAAGCGAAUCAAGAACGGAGAGAUUCAGCUGCCUCCUCCAUCGAACAAGGCCGUCAAGACGCCGAUUGUGGUUGAAGGAGCUCCGUCGAGUACCACCCCACGAAUCAUGCCCGUCCAGAAGGCCAACUCGGUAACGAUCAUCCCGCACAGCACUCCGCUCGAGAACCACUACCCGCACUCGACCAACUUCGUAGCGGACCACACGAUUCCACGCACCGCUUCGUCACCGUCCUCGACGACCUACAUCUCCACUGCGUCCCCCUCUAGUCCUAGCCCCGUGUCGGCUUACUCCCCUAGCACCUACUCUGGAAGUACAAUCCCACAAUCCUCCUCGACCUAUGUGUCAUCUACCCAAUCCCCAAUCACCAACUACUACCCGGUCGACAACACGCUCCACUACACCGGCGGUAUCAGCUCGACCUAUCCCACGACCCCGUCUCCCAUCCCAACCGCCACCCCCGUGUCACCCAGCUCAACGACCGCGCACUUCUCGACGCGAUCCGAGAACUACAUCGCCGCGUCAACGCUAGCCCAGCAAACCGCCAGCUCAACCAUUUACCAGCAACAGCAGCAGACUGCCGCCGCCACCGGCAAGUUCGACGUGGUCCACCCGACCGUUCCCGCGCCGGAAGCCGUACCCGUCACGCAGCAGCAGGAGCAAGCCCUACCACUGACGCAGCAACCCCAACCCUCUUCAUCGUCGUCGUCGUCGUCGGCCGCAAGCGAACUGCCAGCGAUUCUCAAGAAAAACGGACUAUUUGCGAUGGCCAAAUACCUCCGACAGUCUGGCUUGGACACGAUACUCAACGAAACCGGUCCGUACACGAUCUUCGUGCCGACCGACAAGGCCUUCCGCAGUCUCCUAGUGCAGCUGGGAGGACCGGAGAAGGCCGAGGAAAAGUUCAAGAACAACCCGCGACUGCUCAGUGGGCUUCUGCUGCAUCACGUGAUUCCCGGAUCGUUCGACAUCAGCUCGCUGCAGGACGAAAUGACCGGUGUGUCGCUUGCCGGAACGCAACUUCGGGUGAACCAGUACAACAUGCACGACUCCGAGUGGAAUGAUGUUAAGGUAACGACCAUCAACGGCGCCAUGGUCGUGCUGGACAAGCAGGACAUCACCAUCCCCCAGGGCAUCGCACACGCCGUAGACCGGGUCAUGUUCCCCCUGCCCGUCGGUGACAUCUUGCAGACGUUGCAGUCCGAUCGGGAGCGAAGAUUCACACACUUCCUGCGGGCACUGUACGCAUCCGGAAUGUCCGAUACACUACAGAAUAAAGGUAUCAAAACGUACACGGUAUUCGCUCCAACCGAUGCGGCCUUUGCCAACUACUCGACGGACGAACUGAACAAGCUAGUCACCGACAAGGACCAGGCGGAGGAGCUGGUCAAGAAGCACGUUGUGCCAGGAACGCUAUUCACCGCCGGAAUGCGGUUCUACCAAGUCAAGGAUGCCAUGGCCGAGGGCAAGACGGUGACACUACAGAAGAGUGCAGGUAAAAUCAAGAUCAACGACGGCUACCUGCAGACGUCCAACAUUCCCACGACGAACGGCGUGAUACACGCGGUCGACGCGCUGCUUUGAGAGGUCCCCCAACGAAACCGGGCACCUCGGCUACAAACAAAAAAAAGCUCACAAACCACCUAAUUUUCCGCGAACAAAAAACGAGCUCAACGUGAAAAUUACCCUGUGACUGGUCGCACUUUUCCAUUUCGUUUUCGAGAAAAAAUACACUAUUUAUUGAAGAAGAAAAAACAAUACAACAACGCGAAUCAAAUUCGAAUCACACAUACAUACAAUACAAUACAAAUAGGCACGAGGGAAAAGGAUUUGGAACAUCGAGCAAGAAGAAGUUCUUUCCGCGGACAGUAGUAGCAUGUAAUGUUUAAGACUUAUCAUCGGCCACAGACACAAACACAAAAAAGUAAUUGUUGUUGAACAUUUUGUUGAAAAUUGUGUGGCUGGAAUGAAGUAGUAUGGGAGAGCAUAUUCAUUUCGACGAAACACAUACACACACCAUACUCGGAGAUAAGUAAAAAAACAAUGUUAAUUUAUUCAUAAGUGUAGCUGUUAGCUCUGCUAAGAAAAGAGAAAAAGAAAAAAUGUUAAGGCCAAUCUUGUACAUACUGUUGUCUAAAAUUUUAGGUUGUAAUAAAGACAAAAUACUUAUAAAUUAAAAAUAAAACAAAAA